Messenger RNA from Wickerhamiella sorbophila, 2085 nucleotides. Its product is annotated as Ferric/cupric reductase transmembrane component 1. The coding region runs from base 1 to 2085 and encodes 694 amino acids. Gene Ontology annotation, biological process: iron ion transport; copper ion import; intracellular iron ion homeostasis. The record is from RefSeq and is a predicted model, not a curated record. The transcript has a single exon. Gene Ontology annotation, cellular component: plasma membrane. Lineage: Eukaryota; Fungi; Ascomycota; Dipodascomycetes; Dipodascales; Trichomonascaceae. Gene Ontology annotation, molecular function: ferric-chelate reductase activity.
AUGAGAUCGCUUUUUCUGCUGUCACUGUUGAACUUGAUCAUCCGUGUACUGGCUGCUGGUAGCAAAGGCACUGAUGACAUCAUUGUCAAAGGCUGUGCAAGCUAUAUGACCUUAGGAUUCUCAUGGAAUUUCUGCAAAAAGAUUAACAAGAAGCAGCGAGUAGCGUGCUUCUGCCCACAAAGCGAAUGGCUGGAUUCUGUAGUGGCCUGCAUAGAUGGCCUCGAUGAUGACCCAACUAAUCUCAAUUUUCAUCUCAAAGCUUUGAAAGCAUAUUGUAAAAAGGGUAAUGUGACGACCGACCAAAUCAGUUCCGCCCAAAACCAUGUGGGUAACUUGGCAAUGUUGAAUACCUCCAUCAACUCUUACAAGCCUAGAAAAGUUACUACAGCAUUCAAAUUACCUGUGAGUCAGUAUAGAUGGGGCCUCAAUGCGUAUUCGGUCACUCAAAAUACCACUGAUAAAGCUACGACAUAUGGUAUUGGGAUGAUGUGCUUUUGGUAUGGUAUAGUACUGAUACGUUCAGUUUUCCAUUGGACUCGCAACUUUUUCCCAACUUUGCCGCACAAACUAGAUAAUAAAGCAACACGCUUGAUCAGAAAAUCCAUUUGCUGUCCACCUUUACUCACUUUUCACCAUAGCACUCCAGCCACUUUGGGAAAAAGUUCAGUGGGUACGUUCUUCACUUUUAAUUUGCCCACCCGUCAGUCUGCAUUUAUUGUAUUGUGCUAUGUUGCUAUUAAUCUUGCACUACUAUUUGCAGGGCUUGAUAUUGUGGAGUACAACUACAAUUAUGAUUCGUGGAGUGCCCAGUAUAGCAAAUUUCUCUCCGUGCGCUCCGGCUGGCUAGUUGUUUAUACCUUGCCAGUUAUGUUCUUGUUUGCUGGUCGAAACAAUUUCAUGAUUCACAUGACUGGCUGGCCCCUUGAUGAGUUCAACGUAUUCCACAAGUGGCUAGGUCGCUGCUGCUUUUUGAAUUUGGUGGUACAUGCUGGAACAUAUUCCUACGUUCGUAUCCACGGUGGUAGGUACAACUCUAUGUGGAGUACACCAUACUGGCAAUGGGGUAUUGCGGCAAUAUUCUUCGCUGGUCCUAUGGUAUUUUUGGCAACACAUUGGUUCAGAAAGCUCAGCUAUGAAAUUUUCCUUGUUAUUCACAUUCUUUGUGCAAUUGGAUUUGUUGUUGCGGGAUACUAUCACUUAGAUGUUCUUAAAGAGGAUAUCAGAGUGUACUACGCUGUUUGGGCCAUUUGGGCGUUUGACAGGGCAGCUCGUCUAGGCAGGGUUCUCGUUGCCAGUCCGUUUUCCCGAGCCACAGUGACAUACCAUAGCAACGGUAAUACUCUUGAGCUAACAAUCAAUUACUCAAAAUUAUGGAAGGUUCCUCCUGGCUCUUAUGUGUUUGUCCAUAUUGUUCAACCGACAUUUUUCUGGGAGUCACAUCCAUUCUCCAUGAUGCAAGGCGUUGAAGAAGACCACAAGGGCUCUAUCAAGCUUUUUUGUCGUGGUUUAGAUGGAAUGACAAAAAGGAUGAUUAAAAAAUGCCUGCAAAACAAUGGCUCUUUUGAGACCUAUGUAUGGCUUGAUGGCCCCUACCAUCAGUAUAUCAACACUAGUGCUUUCAGCGAGGCUUUCUUCAUCGCGGGUGGAAUUGGAAUCACAGCACCUUUUUCCUAUGUACAAGGGCAUAUCUCAAAAGGCUUCAAAGACAUCACAGUUCAUUGGGGUAUCAGAGACACUGCGCCACUCGAAUGGUUCGCGGACGAGAUCAGCUAUAUGCUUGAUCAUGGAGUCCAACUAUAUGUUCAUGUUGGAGAUGAAACUCCUAUUCCUUCUUCGAACGCUUCCUUUGUUUCACAAGGCAAAGAAAAGGCCACAAUGUCCGUUUUGGGCCGUGUAGAGCUCAAACAAGGACGCAUGGACAUUAUGAAUAUUGUGACUGCUGCCGCAAAUAAUGCCAGCGGACCUCUAGCAAUACUGACCUGUGGUCCAGGUCCCGUCAAUGACUUGUCACGCCAAGCGGUUGUUUCCAAUCUUACCACUUCGCCCCACUACAUUGAGUACUUUGAGGAAUCGUUCAGCUGGUGA